Messenger RNA from Ailuropoda melanoleuca (giant panda), 753 nucleotides. Its product is annotated as olfactory receptor 51H1-like. Gene Ontology annotation, molecular function: olfactory receptor activity. Gene Ontology annotation, cellular component: plasma membrane. NCBI's taxonomy places the organism in Eukaryota, Metazoa, Chordata, Mammalia, Carnivora, Ursidae. Gene Ontology annotation, biological process: G protein-coupled receptor signaling pathway. The record is from RefSeq and is a predicted model, not a curated record.
AUCAAGUCUGAAUCAUCCCUGCAUAUCCCCAUGUACUAUGUUCUGUACAUGCUGACAUUGGCAGACACGGGGCUUGCCCUUUGUACUUUGCCCUCUAUGCUAGGCAUAUUCUGGUUUAACUUUAAGUCCAUUGCCUUUGAUAUCUGCCUGNGCACCUUCUCCGCCACUGAAUCUGGCAUGCUGGUGGCCAUGGCCUUUGAUUGGGUGGUAGCCAUCUGGAACCCGCUCAGGUAUGGCACCAUCCUAACCAAUGGUGUGGUCUGGAGAACAGGAGCAGUCAUCCUGACAAGGGCAGUCUGUGUGGUCUUCCCUGUGCCUUUCCUUAUCAAAAGACUUCCCUUCUACUGCUCCAACAUCCUCUCCCACUCCUUCUGCCUCCACCAAGACGUCAUGCGCCUUGCCUGUGCCAGCACCCGGGUCAACAUUCUCUAUGGCCUUAUUGCUGUCAUCUUCACAAAGGGUUCUGACUCCCUCUCCAUCCUCCUCUCCUAUGUGUUCAUACUCCAAACAGUAAUGGCCAUUGCCUCAGGGGAGGGCCGGCUGAAGGCACUCAACACCUGUGUUUCACACAUCUGUGCUGUACUCAUCUUCUAUGUUCCAGUCAUUGGGNGUGUUCCACUCAUUGGGGUGUCUGUCAUUCAUCGCUUUGGAAAGCACCUUUCACCACUGACUCAUGCCCUCAUGGAUAAUGCCUACCUUCUUGUACCCCCUGUCCUGAACCCUAUAGUCUAUACUGUGAAGACCAAGGAGAUU